Molecule: messenger RNA, 2307 nt
Organism: Cavenderia fasciculata
Lineage: Eukaryota; Evosea; Eumycetozoa; Acytosteliales; Cavenderiaceae
Exons: 4
Coding region: 1-2307 (768 amino acids)
Molecular function (GO): GTP binding; GTPase activity
Source: RefSeq, a predicted model, not a curated record
AUGAGAAAGGGAGAUAGUGAAAUGGAUUUCUCAAAGGUUAAAGAUGGCAAUGAAUUCAAAGUCAUUCAACAUGUUUUACAAGCACUUGACAAAAAUGGGUACAAGUUUACAGACAACUUCUUUAGUACUAGAGGUCUAGAUGUACUCGCCAACCAACCAUCCAAUGACACUACCAUCAACAACUUUAUGAACCAGCUAAUGAACCGAUUGCAAGAUACCUCGGUGACUCCACUCGAUCAAGAAAAGAUGUACAAUGAAUACAAGAAAAAGCUGGUGCUCGAGGGAAGAGACUACCGAUUCUACCAAGACGUCAUUGACAGCGGUCAGCUCACCGAUGAUGACAAGAUACUCAAUUGUGGUCCCAUGCCAUUCAUUUAUCCAAACAACUGUGCAUUGAACAAUGCAAACGAACUAAGAAUCAUGGAAGGUGUAGAAAGAACUCAUCUUGUUUUAAAUCCACGUGCUGCUUCAAUCAUUGAACAAAUUCAAGGUCCUUUAGCUAUUGUAUCUGUAAUUGGACCUUAUAGAUCAGGUAAAAGUUAUCUAUUGAAUAGAAUGAUGUCUAAAAAGUUGUCAAGAGGAUUUGAACUUGGACAUACGAUGGAGAGUUGUACAUUGGGUGUAUGGAUGUGGGGUGUACCUUUUAAACAUCCUAUUGUCUAUCCUGAUGGUACCGAGGAAGAGGUGACUGUCAUCCUUUUAGAUACCGAGGGUUUAGGUUCGACCAGUAAGAGUACCACCAUUGAGUGUGAUAAUCAGAUUCUCUCGCUAUCAAUGUUAUUGUCGUCCAACGUUGUCUACAACUCUGUCUCUGUUCCAACAUCGGGUGAUUUCGACAAGUUAUACUUUAUCACCAAGCUCUCUCAAUCGAUUGUCGUUAGAAAGGGUGAGAAUCGAAACACCCAACAAGACUUGGAACAGUUCAGUCAGUUUUUCCCAAGUCAUUUCAGCUGGGUGUUUAGAGACUGCCAUCUCACUCCUACUUUGAAUGGUAUCGACGAGUGUACAAUGGAAAGAUUCAUGCGUGAAAAGGUAUUCAAGCUAGAAGACGAAACAUCGGAUCUCUUUGACCAAGAAAACAUUAUUCAUCGAAACCGUAUUCGUAAAUUCCUCUUGACAGCUUUCAAAUCAUUCAUGGCAUUCACCGUAUCUCAUCCAGGUCAUGAAGCCUUAAAAUACAAUAUCGAAGAUAUUGACAAUCCUUUUACUUCCCCCAAGUUCCACACUGAUGUUGCCAAUUUCAUUAGUUCAAUCAAGAAUGUUCUUCAAGUUAAAAAGGGUCUAAGUCCAGGUUCAAGAAUGAAUGGUAGACAAUUAAUAUCACAACUUAAAAUUUAUUUGGAUGAUAUUCAAAAUGGUAAAUCUAUCAAUGUUGAAUCGACUUGGGAUACAACAUUAAAACUUGGUUAUGAAUCCAUUCUAUGUGACACUGUUAAAAUGUUCCAAACUGAAAUUACCCAACGUAUUUAUGCUCUGCCAAUCAGUCAUCAAGAGUUUAUGGCUCACUAUCAACAGGCAAUUAGAACAUCUGAUCAAAUGUUUGCAAAGAUUUUAGAUUUGGAUACCGAUUUACAAUAUUUCCAAAAAUAUUCAGAAAGAUAUCAUGAUGAAUGUGCACAAUUUGAUGAAAAGAAUCAAUUAAUUGGAGGAUUUUUAUUAUCAGUUCAUUUAAAGAAUAAUGAAGCAUCCAUUCAACAUAAUAGUAAAGUGAUUCGUACAUUGGUUGAGAAUAUUAUCAACCCAGUGCUUGGUGCUGAAAAUCCAGAUCAUCAAACUCUUGUCAAUGCCGAACAUCAAGUUGAAAAGGAAUACUAUGCCCAUGCAAAGGGACCAAAGAUUGAAGAUGUAUACAAUAGCUAUCGCGUUGAAAUUGCACAAAAGAGAGAAACCUUCCUCUCCUAUCUCAAACGUACCAAUCAAUUUAAAGAAUCGUUGGCCAAUAGUGAAGCUGAACGAGAAAAUAUUAGACAACAAAACAGUAUAUUGAUCAAACGACAAAACGAGCUAGAGGUUAAUAUCAAGACAAACGAAACAGUCUUUCAACAAAGAAUCGAACAAAUGACAGCUUCCAAGAAUGAAUUGGAAAACAGAAUGAAGAGUACCAUUGAAGCCAAUGCUAAUCAAUAUGCCCAUCAUGUUCAACAAUUAAACAGCACCAUUGCCAAUAAUAAUACAAAUGCCAAUAAUCGUCAAGCUCAAUUCCAAGCUACCAUCAAUAGUCUUCAAGGUCAAAUCAGUCAGCUUCAACAAGCUCGUCAAAAUUGUGGUGGUGGUGGAGGUGGUCGUCGUAGAUGUGUUAUUCAAUAA